AGUCUUCCAAAGACGACUGCGGAUCACUAGAGAGAGAGGGUAGAAGCAAUGGAAGGUCUGAUGACAGCUCGAAGAGCUACCGUAAUUCUCGUAAUCUUCUCUUCGAUUCUCUCCUUCAUCCAAACCUCUUCUUCUCAGCAGAUUCAAAUCCUCACUGCAGAACGAAGGAUUGACUUGACCUCUCACAUUGUACGGGUGUACUUGACAUUGAAGGUUGAAAAUAUUGGAACAUCACCAGCUGCAGAAAUCCUUCUUGCCUUUCCACCAACACAAGCUGAACAUUUAGCACUAAUAAAAGCGGCUUCAAUUGAAGGAAAACGAAAAAAGAGAACAAUUGUACCCCUUGAUGUAAACCCCACUGAGUUACCUGAUACACCAAAUGGUGCCCAGUUGUUCUCUGUCUCUUUGCAAAAACCGUUAAACACUGGUGAAACUGUGACCUUGGAGGUGCUUCUCAUAUUAACACAUUCUCUAGAACCUUUCCCGACAGAGAUUGGCCAGUCAGAUUCCCAACUUGUAUAUUACCGUGAUAGUGCAAUAAUCUUGUCACCUUACAAUAUUAUAGAACAGACCACAUACGUGAAAACACCUAGUACCAAGUUGGAAUCUUAUACAAGAGUUGAUCCUACUAACCGUGCGGGUACAGAACUAAAGUAUGGGCGCUAUGAUGACCGUUCUCCUUACUCGUUUUCUCCUAUAAUUGUGCAUUUUGAGAAUAACCAUCCAUUUGCUGUUGUCGAGGAGCUUGAACGUGAAUUGGAAGUAUCUCAUUGGGGCAGCCUUCAGAUCACAGAGCGAUACAAACUGGUUCAUGCAGGUGCAAAACACAAAGGAGUUUUUUCGAGGGUUGAAUAUCAAUCAAGACCAUCUGUUAGUGGUGUUUCUUCAUUUAAGAAUCUUCUUGCAAGACUGCCUCCUCGUGUGCACUCCGUCUACUAUCGGGAUGAAAUUGGGAACAUCUCAACUUCACAUUUGCGUGCUGAUUCUCAGAAGUCGGAACUCGAAAUAGAACCACGGUAUCCUUUAUUUGGAGGUUGGAAAUCCACAUUUGUCAUUGGAUAUGUGCUACCACUGCAAGAUUUCCUCUUCGAAUCAUCCGAUGGCAGGCGUUACCUAAACUUCAGUUUUGGAUGCCCGCUUGUUGAGACAGUGGUUGACAAGUUGACCAUUAAAGUGGUGCUUCCGGAGGGAUCAAAAGACCCCUUUUCUGUAGCUCCUUUCACAGUAGAGCAAAGUCUGGAGAGAAGUUAUUCAUACCUUGAUGUUGUUGGAAGGCAUGUUGUGGUUCUGAAGAAGGAAAACAUCGUCCCUGAGCAUACCAUUCCUUUCCAGGUUUACUAUAAAUUCAACCCUAUUUUCAUGCUUGCGGAGCCGCUGAUGUUGGUUUCUGUCUUUUUCCUGCUUUUCGUGGCUUGCAUUGCUUACCUGCACAUUGAUCUCUCCAUCCGCAAGUCGUAGUGCCAGUAGUGCGCAGAUAACAAAGGUCAAACAGCAGUAGCAUGGUGUAUCAGUAGGAACAGAAAGGUAGCCAUAGGAAGAGCUAUAGCAGGUUUUGCAUGUGCAUUGAAGUAAAAUUAAAAGAUUUUGGAUAGUGCCUUUUAAAUUACGAGCUGAAGAAAACACUGCUCUGCCUUGUGGUGAGUUGUAUGCAUUGUUCUUUUUUCAUAUUCCCCCUUCAUUCUGUUUGGCGUUCA
This is a messenger RNA of Magnolia sinica, 1694 nucleotides long. RefSeq names its product dolichyl-diphosphooligosaccharide--protein glycosyltransferase subunit 1B. The coding region runs from base 49 to 1458 and encodes 469 amino acids. Lineage: Eukaryota; Viridiplantae; Streptophyta; Magnoliopsida; Magnoliales; Magnoliaceae. The transcript has 9 exons. The record is from RefSeq and is a predicted model, not a curated record. Gene Ontology annotation, cellular component: membrane; oligosaccharyltransferase complex.